Messenger RNA from Lichtheimia ornata, 876 nucleotides. RefSeq lists its product as uncharacterized. The record is from RefSeq and is a predicted model, not a curated record. Lineage: Eukaryota; Fungi; Mucoromycota; Mucoromycetes; Mucorales; Lichtheimiaceae. Gene Ontology annotation, molecular function: catalytic activity. Gene Ontology annotation, cellular component: mitochondrion. The transcript has 4 exons. Bases 1 to 876 code for a protein of 291 amino acids.
AUGCUAAGAUCCCUUUGUUGUCAGGCUCGACGCCACUAUUCUUCUUCUGCUUCUACAAGCUCAGUGCCCCUUGCAUUCACUAAAUACCCGGCACCACAGCCCACUUCCAACUCGCCCCUUCUUGUAUGUCAUGGAUUAUUUGGCUCCAAACAAAACUGGCGUUCACUCGGCAAGAGCAUGAGCACUCGUUUAUCUCGCGAUGUGUACACAUUGGAUCUACGCAAUCACGGCGAAUCGCCCCAUGCCGAUGAACACACCUACCAUGCUAUGGCUGGUGAUCUUGUUUCGUUUAUAUCCGACCAUGAGCUCGAGAAGCCUAUUUUACUCGGUCAUUCUAUGGGUGGUAAAACAGUGAUGGCGACGUCUUUGUUACAUCCAUCUCUUGUGGAAAAACUGGUGGUGGUUGACAUUGCACCCUUUGCACUCCCUUUAUCGAAUGACUUUGGCACCUAUGUGGAUGCGAUGCGAGAGAUUGAUCAUGCAGGAUUCAAGAAACAAAGCGAUGCAGAUGCUGUGCUUGCCACAUUCGAAAAGGAUAUUGGCGUACGACAAUUUCUAUUGACCAAUCUCAAAAAACGACCCGAAGAUGGCGUGUACAAGUUCCGUGUGCCUUAUGAGACGCUCGGUGCUGCACUUGGCAACAUGGGCGAUUUCUCAAAGGAAUUCUCAUCCGCUCAGUACUCAGGUCCUACCCUAUUCAUUGCAGGUGGAAAGAGCUCCUAUGGUAAACCAAUCGAGCAACGACUUGGUGAAGUCAAGACCAUGUUCCCUGAUAGCCGUCUUGAAGUUGUCGAAGGUGCAGGUCACUGGGUGCAUGCUGAGAAACCGGAACCAUUCAUGAAGCUCAUCGUUGAUUUCAUUGGAACAACAAAGUAG